Messenger RNA from Otolemur garnettii (small-eared galago), 1186 nucleotides. RefSeq names its product triadin (gene TRDN). Gene Ontology annotation, cellular component: membrane; sarcoplasmic reticulum. Gene Ontology annotation, molecular function: signaling receptor binding. Lineage: Eukaryota; Metazoa; Chordata; Mammalia; Primates; Galagidae. The record is from RefSeq and is a predicted model, not a curated record. Bases 323 to 1186 code for a protein of 287 amino acids. The transcript has 8 exons.
CUCUAGAUUGCCAAAAAAAAAAAAAAAAAAGUGCUGAAGAGUCCCAGGGUGAUGAGGCUAUUUUUGUCUGAAGCUAAUACUUCUAGCUCAGCCACAAGUGCUGCUUGGAAAGGGCUUAGGUUGUUUCCAGGGGGAGAACUCUGCAGAGAAGAGGCAAAGUUCAACAGGACAACAAAGAAGCAGCCGAGAAACAGCCAGCAAAACGAGGAGCCCUCACGUUUAAACAUCGAACCCCGACCAGAGUUCUCCAAUUCCGAAAGCGUUCUGCAAAGUGCUUCUUGACAGAGAAAUUUUCACCUGACUUUUACUUGCUACGGCCACCAUGACUGAGAUCACUGCUGAAGGAAAUGCAUCUACAACCACGACUGUGAUAGACAGCAAAAAUGGAUCUGUGCCCAAAUCCCCUGGAAGGGUGCUGAAGAGGACAGUCACAGAAGACAUAGUGACGACAUUCAGCUCCCCUGCAGCCUGGCUUCUGGUCAUCGCUCUGAUAAUCACAUGGUCAGCUGUUGCCGUUGUCAUGUUUGACUUAGUGGAUUACAAAAACUUUUCAGCAAGCUCUAUCGCCAAGAUUGGCUCAGAUCCUCUCAGACUCGUACACGAUGCUGUGGAAGAAACCACGGACUGGAUCUACGGAUUCUUUUCUUUGUUGUCCGAUAUCAUCUCCUCUGAAGGUGACGAAGAAGAUGAGGGCGGGGACGAGGACACGGACAAAGGAGAAAAAGAGGAGCCUCCCUUGAAAAAAAAAGAAAUACGCAAAGAAAAAGCUGAAAAGCAGGAGAAACCUGAAAAGAGAAUCCAAACUAAAGUUACACACAGAGAAAAAGAAAAAGACAGAGAGAAAGUAAAAGAAAAAGAAAAACCUGAGAAGAAAGCAACUCACAGGGAUAAAACUGAGAAAAAAGAAAAACCAGAAACAAAGACAGUGGCAAAAGAAGAGAAGAAAGCGAAGUUUGAAGAAAAGACUGAAGAAAAGACGAAAAAGGAAGUAAAAGGAGGGAAGCCGGAGAAAGCGAAGCAAACAGCUGCAAAAGUAAAAGAAGGACAGAAACCCCCAACUAAAGCCAAGGAGAAGGAGGCCAGAGAGAGGGCAGCUGCGCCGAAGCGUGAGCAGCAAGGUAAACGCGCAGAGCAGCGGGCGGCCAGAGGUUCUGAGAGGAUGGUGGGCAAGGACCAGAUGCAGUGA